CACGUUGAUGAGAUGUGCCUACGUUCAAACGUUACUUGAUGAUGCACGAUAUUUUUAUUAGGAACAAUACAUUUCUCUAUUCGGUUCCCUUCCUGAGUUAGUACAAAUAUGGCGGACAAAGUUGUGUUCGUGGAUCGAUCGAGAUUAUCGCACUUGUGAUUCUGACAUUGUAUUAGCAGUCGCACUUUCUCAUCAGAUGUUCGGAAGAUAUCAAAAACCGGCUAAGAUGGCGACGAGCAGUAGUGUGUUAAAAUACGUGGAAUAUAAUUUUGAUAUGUUAAAAUUAUGAGUAUAUCUGAGUCCAUCCGAAGAAGAAAGCGAAAAUGGCGAGGAUACGAUGGUCCUUGACAAAGGUGCCGAAAGUUCUAAGGGUUAGUUUGAAGAAGAGGUUAUGGCGGUUCCAAGUCACCUGCAAGUCUUUAUUCUAUAACGAUUUUUUGGACUGGGGUUAUGCUUGUGAUAUAUUGAUGGAACCUAUGUUCUGGUUCGUCGAGAAUUUUACUGCCUGUUUGGGUCCUGCGCUUGUGGCAAUAGUGAUUCUGCUAACUGCAAGUGUAGUGUAUAUUGCAUACUACGUUGGCCUGCCCUACUGGUGGAAUCGAAGUCCCUUCAUGACAGUGAUUCUACUAAUAAUUGGAAAUUGGUUACUGGUUAAUAUUUGUUUUCACUACUACAUGGGCUUGGUGGUACCACCGGGUUAUCCACCGCAAGGUGGCCUCAUCUCAGAGGCUGUGAGCAUCUGCAAAAAGUGCAUUAAGCCAAAGCCACCCAGAACCCACCACUGUUCUGUCUGCAACAAGUGUGUUCUCAAGAUGGACCAUCAUUGCCCAUGGCUAAACAAUUGUGUUGGUCACUACAACCAUCGAUAUUUCUUCCAGUUCAUGGCUUUCGCCGUGUUCGGCCUUAUAUUCAUUAUGAUUUUUGGUAUAGAACUCGCUUAUGAGGAGUUCUUCCCUGCACAAGAGCCAGAAUUGGAUGGUCAUCCAGUGCGCCUUAAUAAUUCAGAAAUAAUUCCCGUAACAGAGUCAUUGGAUCACUUAACUGAGGAGGAACGGGCAGAAAUAGCAAGACAAGCAGCGGAGAAUGAAGCCAAGGAAUGGCGGCGAAAAUUGAUAAUCUUCGCGGGUAUGUUCAGUGUCACUACAUCAGCAGGAGUUGGUGCCCUUACUUGGUGGCACGCUAGACUUAUCACCCGGGGAGAAACUAGCAUCGAGGCACGUAUCAAUACUACGGAAUUGCAGAAAUACAAAGCACAGGGCAAAGUCUAUCAAAAUCCUUACAACUUCGGACCGAGGGAGAACUGGAAACUGUUCUUGGGAGUAAAGAACAGGAGUUGGUGGUGGGUCCUGUUUCCAUCAUGGCAUGGCCCGUGUAACGAUGGACUCACGUGGCGAACCAUUCACGAUAGUAAAAUAUCCUGAUUUCUGAGAAUCAGAAGAUCGACGAAGCGAACGUCAAUCUUUCAUUUUACGAUUUACACCUUUUUGCGACCUUUCCGUUCCGAUAUUCUAGUCAUAACUACAGACUGUUAAAUUAUACUGUCAUGACAAAUUAAAGUAGCAUCAUAUACGAUUAGCCAUUCACCACUGAUCAACCACUGAUUAAAAUAGUUCUCUUCACGGAUAAUAAUUGUCAGCACAAAUCGUGUCGAUUGUUUUCUGAAAUUACAGAAUUAUUCUAAUAUAAUAUAUAAGUGUUACAAAAUGGUGAACAGUAAAUACAUUAUACAUUGUUUCUCAAUUAACAAUCAAUUUAUCUAAGUCAUUUGAAUUACUGAUUUAGUUAUCAAGAAAUUGUGAAAAAGUCUAAUUUAGUCGAAAUGAAUAAAAGAUGUUUUUUUGUACUUUUUGAAAAGCUAAACGAAUCAUGAUCAUUGCCCUUAUGGCCAGACGAUAUUCUCAAUCCAGGGUAGAUAAUGGGCAACUCUAGUGUAAACGCCAGGAGAGUUGAUGAUGGCACAUCCCUGACCAAAGCUAGUGAUACCAAUCACUUGGAAAAGACUCUGAUGCCUGAUUUGCAAAGGUCCUCCAGAAUCACCCUGACAAGAAUCCUUGGUCCAACCGCCGAGAGGAUCGCCUGCGCAGAUCAUGCUCGGUGUAACGCCAUGCGGAACCUGUCUGGAAUUAUUAUGCUGCAUCGUGCAUGCCACAUUGUCUAUAAAGUUCAGCUGAGCCUUCUGCAAUUUGUCGGACUGAUCUCCAACUGAAAUUGUAUCAUUAAGUUAACAUUAUGAUUUCGUUCUUUUUAUUAACUCAUUAAAAACCACAAAAUGAUAUAAAAAGAAGUUUAAUUUACUUUUAUUGUAAAAGAGAUCUCAAAGAUGAAAAAUUUAAUGUUUGAAGAUUAGAUAUUUUAGAAAACCGAAUGCCAAAAAUUAGAUGUGUUGGUCAUUCAUGAAUUUCUUUCAAAUGUCAGAAAAGAUAUUCAAUGUUUCUAACAGAAAUAAUAUGAAAUUAUACUCCUAUUUUUAGAUGCUUAAAUUUUCGGACUCUACGACUCUAAAGAUUGAUAUUCUUCAGUUUUUUGCAUGAAAGCUUCUUACUAAAUUCAGUAGCACCCCAGCCAGUGACCAAAGCAGCCCUAGGCACAUUGUCGUAUCGCUGAUAGAGACAAGCUGGUCGUAUUAAUUCACCAAAUAUGACAGCGCUUUUAAGUUCCACUAGAGCGAUAUCCGAGUACAUCGCGGGUGGAGCAAACUUCGGAUGUCGUAUCAUGGUCUUGAUGGUAACUGUAAUACCGGAUUGUUGAUCCUUUAAUGAGUGAAAACCCAACCGAGCGUGCGAUGGACCGCCACUGCAAUAACGUUAAUCGUUAAGAACAGCUUUUUUAAUUAUAAAAAAAAAGCUGCAGAAAAGAACUUCAUAAUCUCUGUAUUGUGGAUUUGUAUAUCUUUAACAUUUAAUAUCCCCGAAUCAAUGUUAUUAACUCCUCGAACUUUGUUAUUAAAAUCUAAAAUAUUUUGUACUAGUAUAAAAAAACGCUAAAAAUCAAUUCUAAGGAUUCUGAGCUACGAGGCUUUAUCUGUUUCAUUAUUGCAGUCAUUAAUGGGCAGAAAAAAACAAAGAACAGCUUCCGCCGGAACUUUUAUACAGCUUAAGGCAAAGGAAAAAAAUAACAUAGAUAUACUUUGGCCCAUAAGUGCAAUGCGCAGCGGAAAGUACCCAGCUAUGUGAGAUCAACGUGCCACCGCACAUCAAAGUGAAGUCGCCGCUAGAACUACGUCUACCAAGGGCGACCAUGUGUGGAAAUUCACCAAUUGUGGCCUCGGUGCCGCCGACUACAGUAAUGUGAUAUACAUUUCCAUCAUUAUUUUUUACGUCGGAUGACGUGCCAACUAAAGGUGUUACAUUAGUUGUGCCCGCAAUUUCUCUCAUGUAUUCUUCGCAUUCUGAAAUCAAUAUUACAAGCUUCGUUAUUCAUAUCGGAUUUAACAGUGAGAUUUCUGAACUCUCGAAUGCUCCAGUGCCUUGAAUUUUUACUUCUAGAUCAUCGUGCCUUCUUUUUAGUUCUUUUUUUCUAAUUUCCAGAUUUGUAAUCUUAGAAUUGAUCCAAUCAUAUUCUACUUACUGAGUUUUGAUCUUGUUUUUGUCGAGCCAAAUUUGUUUGAUGUUGUUAAAUCCAGCAAUGACGGCGUGGUUGGAGGUCUAAUUUCUUCAGAAAAGGGUCUUUGAUAUGUAGGCUCUGGUCUGGUAGAUGUUGAUAUAUAGUAAGGCGGUGGUCUAUAAGUUGCAAAGUGUGCUGGCGGAAAAGGCCCUGAAGUAUUAGAAG
This is a messenger RNA of Odontomachus brunneus, 3768 nucleotides long. RefSeq names its product palmitoyltransferase ZDHHC16A. The transcript is spliced from 6 exons. Gene Ontology annotation, cellular component: Golgi apparatus. Gene Ontology annotation, biological process: protein palmitoylation. The record is from RefSeq and is a predicted model, not a curated record. Gene Ontology annotation, molecular function: palmitoyltransferase activity. NCBI's taxonomy places the organism in Eukaryota, Metazoa, Arthropoda, Insecta, Hymenoptera, Formicidae. The coding region runs from base 324 to 1421 and encodes 365 amino acids.